AUGCAGCACCACGACUCUGCCCCUAAUGCCCCCAGCGGCCCCCGCCUACAGACGAGCUUUCAGAAGCAAAUGAAUGGUGGACAUACUGGCUUCUCUCAUGGAGCUUUUCAUACCAACCAGCCAGGUUAUGCUGAUAGGCACCCCGAGAGGUCCAACAUCCCUUCGAUCAAUACCGGCAGGCUUGCUCCCAACUCUCAAAAUGGUGCGGACUUGCAGACUCCCGGGACCGGAUUCGACAUGAACUUCACUCCCUUGCUCCCAUCGCAGCUGUUGCUAGGUAGCCCCUUUCAACCAGGUUCUCCCUCUGCCUUUGCCUCGCCACAGUACCAGAACUUCGCCAAUUUUGCCGGCCAGAAUCAAUCACAGCAACAUCAGAACCAACCCAACCAGAUGGGUAGCCCCGUGUUGCAGCAGCCACUUUCGCCUCAACUUUACCAGAACCUUGUGUCCCCCACCAGCAUGAACGGUCCAGGCUUCUUUGCUGGACCUCAAUCCCCCACUGGAGGUUUCUCGGGAUACGGUUCCCAGGGUCUCGGAGGGAUUGGCUCGUCUAUGCCAAUUGCUCCUGGCUUGGUAUCUGGCACAAGCAGGACUGUGUACUUGGGCAACAUUCCCCCUGAGACUUCUGCCGAGGAGAUUCUUGGUCACGUCAGGAGCGGCCAGAUUGAGUCCGUCAGGCUCCUUCCUGACAAGAACUGUGCCUUCAUUUCCUUCCUUGAUAGCAGCUCUGCUACCCAUUUCCAUUCAGAUGCUAUCUUGAAGAAGCUAUCCAUUCGUGGACAAGACAUCAAGAUCGGAUGGGGAAAGCCAUCCCAAGUCCCUACGUCUGUAGCUCUUGCCGUGCAGCAGUCGGGUGCUUCCCGCAAUGUCUAUCUCGGUAAUUUGCCAGAGGAUGUUUCGGAGGAUGAGCUUCGCGAGGACUUGAGCAAGUUUGGCCCCAUUGACACCGUCAAAAUCGUAAGGGAGAAGGCAAUUGGUUUCGUUCACUUCUUGUCGAUUGGCAAUGCUAUCAAGGCUGUUGCACAGCUUCCUCAAGAGCCAAAAUGGCAGGCGCCUAGGAGAGUAUACUACGGUAAGGACCGAUGUGCUUACGUCUCGAAGACACAGCAACAGAACGCCGCGCAGUAUCUUGGAAUCGCUCCAGGAUAUGCCCAUGUCCUCAACGGAGCGGACCGCGACUUGAUCUCUAAUGCUCUUGCUCAGCAGUCUGUUGCAGCUGCUGCCGUAGCAACUUCAGCUGGAGGCGUGAACAACUUGGGUAACAGGACUGUUUACCUUGGCAAUAUUCAUCCUGAGACGACUAUCGAGGAGAUUUGCAACGUGGUUCGCGGUGGAUUGCUCCACCAUAUUCGUUACAUUCCAGACAAGCACAUCUGCUUUGUUACUUUUAUCGACCCCACUUCCGCUGCUUCGUUCUACGCCCUCAGCAACCUUCAGGGACUCAUGAUCCAUAAUCGUCGCCUAAAGAUUGGUUGGGGCAAGCACUCUGGUGCUUUGCCUCCUGCCAUUGCUUUGGCUGUCAGCGGCGGAGCCUCUCGCAAUGUCUACAUCGGCAACCUCGACGAAUCAUGGACGGAGGAGCGCUUGAGGCAGGAUUUCUCUGAAUACGGCGAAAUUGAACUCGUUAACACUCUCCGCGAGAAGAGCUGUGCCUUUGUGAACUUCACGAACAUUGCAAAUGCCAUCAAGGCCAUCGAGGCUAUUCGUGGACGUGAGGAGUACAAGCGAUUCAAGGUGAACUUCGGCAAAGACCGAUGUGGUAACCCUCCUCGUCAGAUCAACUCAAACCAGGGCCAGAGCCAGCAGGCCGGCAGUGACGGUGUUCAAUCACCAUCGCCAAUCAGUGGCCUACAACCCAACCGUGGUCAACCCGGUCCUUCAGUUUCACCUACAGGCUCUGGCGCUCCUGGAUCAGGCGGAAGCACCAACGGCCAAUUCCCAAGCAUCCAGGCUCCCACACCAUCCAACAUUCUGAACACUGGAAACAACAACCCGUUGAUGAUGUAUCUCCAGGCCCAACAAAACCAGCAGCAACAGAAUGAUAACAUGCAGCAACAACCCCAGCAACAGCAGCCACAGCAGUCGCAACAAGCCUACCCCUCGCCGCAGGCCGCAUUCUACAGUGCCGACAUGAACACCCCGCCGCCGGCUCACCAAUCUCACACCGCCCAUAACAGCACGUCCAGUUUCAGCCUGAUCAAUGGCUCCUCGAACGGAACAGGUGCUACUACGGUCGGUGGUCUGCUAGCUCCGACCAACCUCAAUGCUCGUGCUCAACAUUCACGUGCUGUGAGCCUUCCCGUCUUUACUCAAGGACCAUUCACCCAACCAAUUCAACAAUCGCAAGCACCCCAGCAAAACUCGUUCGGUAGCCUGAGCUCUGGAAUUGGUGGGUUCGGUAGCGGAAAUGGAGGCUACGGUUUGGCGAUCCAAGGUGACGGUGGUCUUCCAGGCUGGGCCGAAGAGGAAGUUGGUGCCCAGUAG
Aaosphaeria arxii CBS 175.79 is the source of this 2484-nucleotide messenger RNA. RefSeq lists its product as uncharacterized. The record is from RefSeq and is a predicted model, not a curated record. The transcript has a single exon. Bases 1 to 2484 code for a protein of 827 amino acids. Gene Ontology annotation, biological process: mRNA splicing, via spliceosome. Lineage: Eukaryota; Fungi; Ascomycota; Dothideomycetes; Pleosporales. Gene Ontology annotation, cellular component: cytoplasmic stress granule. Gene Ontology annotation, molecular function: mRNA binding.